Molecule: messenger RNA, 639 nt
Organism: Cryptococcus wingfieldii CBS 7118
Lineage: Eukaryota; Fungi; Basidiomycota; Tremellomycetes; Tremellales; Cryptococcaceae
Product: ESCRT-I complex subunit VPS28
Exons: 6
Coding region: 1-639 (212 amino acids)
Biological process (GO): protein transport to vacuole involved in ubiquitin-dependent protein catabolic process via the multivesicular body sorting pathway
Cellular component (GO): ESCRT I complex
Molecular function (GO): protein-containing complex binding
Source: RefSeq, a predicted model, not a curated record
AUGAUGAACCUCGAUGAAGAGGUCCGACUAUGGACCACCAAUACCGAGAGGGAAAGAACAGAAAACAUGGCAACCUUGUACAGUAUCAUUGUCAGUCUCGAGUAUCUGGAAAGGGCGUAUGUGCGGGACUCUGUCACUGGCAAAGAAUAUGCACCAGCAUGUAUCAAGCUGCUAGCGCAGUACAAGAGUCUGAUGAAGCUACUGGGUGAAGAUGUAGGGGGAGUUGAAAUGUUCAUGACAAGAUUCAAGAUGGAACACCCAGCCGCCUUGCAUCGACUGACAGUGGGAGUACCAGCAACUGUAGAGCAUUCUGCAGAGGCAGAAGAAGGAGGGGCGGAGAGAGGUAAAUGGGUGGCUGAAACGACACAGUCAUUCAUCACCUUCAUGGAUGCCCUCAAGCUGAAUCUACGCGCAAAAGACCAGCUCCACCCCUUCUUGACUGAGCUUAUGAGCGGCUAUUCGCGGUUCAAGGGGAGUCAAGAGUGGGAGGGACGGGGCAAGAUAUUGCAUUGGCUGAUAUCGCUGAAUGCCAUGAAGGCAAGCGAUGAGAUCAGUGAGGAGCAGUCACGGCAAAUGUCGUUCGAUAUUGAAAACGCCUAUAAUGAGUUCUUCCGGUCACUGAGCGGCAAGAGCUCGUAG